AAAUUCUAUUCUCACCCCGAUAAAAGGACCGGUCGAUGCCUUGUACACCAGCUUACGCACGUAUAGAUGUGUACGAAUGUUGUUUAUGCCACCCCAGCGAGCCUCGGAUGUCGUGAUAUGUUACCAGCGGGAUGCUGUGAUAUACUGGCUUAUUUUCGACAUUUCCAGAACUCUGAUCAAUUUCAUGAUCAAUUUCAUUUCAAGAACUAGUAAUAAUGACGCAAAGCAGUAUUAUCAAAAUUCGAUGUGAUAAACAUCUGUAAGCAAGUUAUAAGAAAGCGUUGCUCAGUUUUGUAAACUAAGGUAGGUACAUCGUCGAUUCUAGUCUGUGACGUCCCGUCGGCUCUAUCAUGAAGCUUGAGACGUCUUCCCACUCGCCGCCUCGACGGAUAGACUAUAAGACGGGCUUGUGGUUCAUAAUCAUCAUCACCCUGAUUUGGCUUUUCAACCAGCAUUGGGCCGAAAGCGAACUAUCUCUUUCCGAGCUGCAGCAGAUCCUCCUUUCCGUUCCCUCAAGCGAGCACGUGCGCAAUUGGAGUUCCUACUACACCACGACGGGCUCUCAUCUUCCCGGGCAGGGCCUCCGCCAUGCGGAAUGGACUGAGGCCAGAUGGAAAGAUUUUGGCAUUGCCGAUGUACGCAUAGCCACUUACGACACCCAGGUGCCGAUGCCGACGGGCCGGCAGCGUCUAGCGCUCCUCCGUGGUGAUCGAGUCCUCUAUGAAGCCCCGCUGGUGGAUGAUAGCGCGACGGACAGCUUUUUCGCAAGUACUGGCUUUGUGCCUGCGUACUACGGCUUCUCGGCGAACGCCAACAUCUCGGCGCCGUACGUAUUCUGCAACUUCGGCAGCACUCAAGACUACGAUGACCUCAAGCGCCUUAACAUCAGCCUUGCCGGCAGGAUCGCUAUUGUCAAGUCGACCAACGCGUCACCUUACCUGCACUCGCGCCACCUGGAAAUCUUCCGCGGCAUCCAGGUCGCCAACGCAGAAGCACGGGGCGCAGUGGGCAUCGUGCUGUACGUUGAUCUCCAAAACGAUGGUCCGGUCACCGAGGCAAACGGUUUCAAGCCCUUCCCAGACGGGCCGGCAAGACCGCUUACGGGAAUUGAAAGGGGGACGUUGGGUAAUCUCGAGGACUUUUACGGCGGUUGGCUCGCCAAAAUUCCUUCCAUGCCUGUAUCAACAAGUGAUUCCAUUCACCUUUUGAGGGCGCUGAACACGCAUGGGCCUCUGGCUGCCGACUUGAGUGAUCGUUGGCAUGGUGGCGCGCUCGACUUCUACGGCGUGGAUUAUAACGUUGGGCCGUCCCCUCCCGGCGUCUCCAUUCAUCUCGUCAACCAAGCGACCCUUCACAACGUCUCUGUCCGUAACGUGAUAGCUACGAUUCACGGGACAAGUGCCGACGGCGAGGUGGUUAUAAUCGGCAAUCACCGUGAUGCUUGGGGACCAGGUGCUGGAGAUCCUAACAGCGGAUCUGCCGCGUUGAACGAAGUCGUACGAAGCUUUGGUGUUGCGCUGAAGAGCGGUUGGCGGCCGCACCGAACCAUUGUCUUUGCCAGUUGGGAAGGCGAGGAAUUUGGUCAGAUUGGUUCCCUGCCUUGGAUUCGUGAAAACUUGGAAUGGCUUCAGGCCUCCGCCGUUGCGUAUCUGAAUGUGGUAGUUGCUGCUUCUGGCAUGGUAUUCCGCGCCAAAGGUAGCCCACUUCUACACAGGAUGUUGUACUACGCAACAGACCUUGUGACAUCACCGAAUCAAACCGUAGCCAACCAGUCCGUUCGUGAUGUUUGGGGAGGGGAGAUUGGCACGGCAGGCGGUGGUGAUGCCAUUCGGUUUCAGGGUCUCCCUUGUGUUGCUACUGUCGAUUUCGGAUUCGUGCCUGGCUUGGGCACACGGCACGGCGUCUUUCCGUACCAUACCGGUUUCGACACUUACGAUUGGAUGGAUCGGGUUGGUGAUCCCGGAUGGCAUUAUCACGUCACCAGCGCCCAGAUAUGGUCUCUUAUGACUGCUCGUCUCGCGCAAUCGCAAGUGCUGGAUAUGAGCAUCGUGAACUACGCAGUAGCUAUACGGGACUGGGCGAUGGAGAUCGACCAGAUGUGGCCGUCGAUGAUUGACCUUUCCGCCCUUCACGGUGCAAUACAACGGCUUGCAGGGGCCGCCAGUGUUUUUGACACCCACGCGGACUCGUUAAGGGUGUCUACGAAGCCCUGGUGGGAGAUCUGGUCGACCAGCCGUCGGGAUGCUGAAAUACGUCAGGUGAACAAUAUCUACGCAGCUUUUGAGCGACAGUUCUUCUACGGGCCCGGUUUGGACGAUAACCCUUCGCUUCACCAUGUGAUGUAUGGUCCAUCGGCGUGGCAUAACGAGGCUCCGCCGAUGCCUGGGCUGCGCCAAAGUUUGACGGCAGCAAAUUGGACCAAUGCCGAGAGAUGGAGAGACAUCAUCAUCCAAAAAGUCAAUGACGCGACCCAUCUGCUGAAUGGACAAAAUGUCAUUUGGAGUGAACUGUAGAAGGAACCGGUACCUACACCAUCGCGGAAGUAAAUGGUACCUAGGUACCUAGGUACCUAGUAGGUAGGUAAGGGGCGUUAACACAAACACCGAGGCGUGUUUACGAGUCUGCUACGAACAUGACACUGAGGGAGAGAUAACUAUCAAUGCAUUUACUGAG
Molecule: messenger RNA, 2673 nt
Organism: Annulohypoxylon maeteangense
Lineage: Eukaryota; Fungi; Ascomycota; Sordariomycetes; Xylariales; Hypoxylaceae
Exons: 3
Coding region: 351-2513 (720 amino acids)
Molecular function (GO): carboxypeptidase activity
Source: RefSeq, a predicted model, not a curated record